Cladocopium goreaui is the source of this 759-nucleotide messenger RNA. Lineage: Eukaryota; Dinophyceae; Suessiales; Symbiodiniaceae. The record is from the annotation of a GenBank genome assembly.
AUGGCGGUUUGUCCAUUGGCUUUGCCCAAAAGAAACAUGGAAGAACUGGAAGAACUGGAAGAACUCAAACUCCACGGGUCCAGCAAGCUGCAGAACAAUGUGCAAGCCGAACUCUCCAAUCUGGAAGCCAAGGUGCUCCGCGAAUGUGACACCACCCGCGACUUCUGCCACGAGCAAAAGCAGCAGGUGGGUGAAAUUCACGACCAGCUUCGGCAUGAGCUGAAAGAGGCCGUGUCCAAUGCGCGUGCUGUGGCGGAAGAGUUGGCUCAAGAAAUGCUGCGCCUGAAGCAGAAUGAGGAACCCAAACUGGCAGAGCAAAUGGAGGAACUGAAGGAAAAGUUGGUGACCGACCUGGUGGCCUGCGAGGCCCGGCUUCGUACGGAGGAGGCUUCGACACGACAGUUCACGUCUGACCAAGCAGCUCAGCUUCGGGUCGCAGUGGAAGAUCUCCAGGUGGCAGUGGAGAAGUUGCAGAAUGGGUCAGAAGCAACGCCCAAGGUGGUGCCGGAACUCAGCGUGGAGGAAGUGAAGCAGUUUGAGACGGUGCGGAUGACCAAAGUACUGAGCGAGGGAAAAGUGGAUUUUGGAAGUCUGGAUGGUGAGAGGUUGGGGUCGCUGCAGGCGCAAAGAAGCCAAGGAAGACAGCAGCGACAGGAAUUGCUCCAGAGGCUCUCAGAUGCCGAGAGCCGGUUGCAGCAACAGCACGGCUUGGUGCAAAGACAAAAGGAACACCUUGAGCACCUGCAGAAAAAGUCCUGA